UAGUGGAUUACAUUUUCUUAUGAUCUGAGAAAAAGAAAACAAAAAUAGAGAAAUAAAAGUGUGUGGGGAGAGAUAAACUGAAAGGAGUACUUGGGGAUGGUGCAGACAUUUGGACGUAAACUAAGUUGGCCAAGAUCUUUCAGUUUUAGAAAGAUGUUAGAUGGUCUGAACUCUGGAAAUUCAUCCUUCUCUUCUCGUGGGGACGGCAGGCAAACACCUGACCACGAACUUGCCGUACAUGCUACACCCUCGGCCCAGGGGACUCGUAGAGGCAACCAAAAUAGGAUAUCAGAUAUGGAAGUGAUGAAGGAAAGAUUCGCAAGACUGCUGCUUGGAGAGGACAUGUCAGGCGGUAAUGAAGGCGUGUCCUCUGCAUUAGCUUUGUCAAAUGCCAUCACCAACCUCGCUGAUUCCAUGUUUGGUGAGCAGAUGAAAUUGCAGCCUAUGUAUCCGGAGACAAAAGAGAUUUGGAGGAAAGAACUGGACUGGCUAUUAUCUGUGGUUGAUCACAUUGUUCAGUUUGUUCCUUCAAAACAAAUGGCCAAAAAUGGGGCAUUCACUGAGAUCAUGGUGACAAAACAAAGAGAUGAUCUGCUGAUGAACAUUCCAGCCUUACGCAAGCUUGACUCGGUUCUUCUCGAGACUUUGGACAACUUCAAGGACCAGAAAGACUUUUGGUAUGUCCCAAGAGAUGUUGAGGAUACAGAGAACAAUGGAGACUGGAGAAGGGAUGAGAACUGGUGGUUACCAGUUGUUAAGGUUCCAUCGGAUGGUUUGUCUGAGGAAUCACGCAAACUGUUGUAUAGUCAGAAAGAUUCUGUGUCACAGGUCCUUAAAGCUGCAACAGCCAUCAAUGCUGUAGUAUUGUCAGAAAUGCAUAUUCCUGACAACUACAUUGACUCUCUUCCAAAGAAUGGGAAGACGAGCCUGGGAGAUUUCCUUUACAAGAACAUAACGGAUGAGGACUUUGAUCCUGACUACUUCCUUUCUUUCUUGGAUUUGUCAACCGAACACAAAGUUCUUGAUCUAAAGAACAGGAUUGAGGCUUCCAUGGUGAUCUGGAAGAGGAAGAUGAACCAGAAAGAGAAAGACGGAAAAUCGCAGUGGGGAUCCUCUGUUAGCUUAGAGAAGAGGGAGCUUUUUGAGGUCCGAGCUGAGACCAUUCUGGUUAUGCUUAAGCAGCAGUUCCCUAGGAUCCCACAAUCCUCACUUGAGAUCUCCAAGAUCAGAAACAACAAGGACGUGGGACAGGCUAUUUUGGAGAGCUAUUCAAGAGUAUUAGAAAAUCUGGCUUCAAAGAUAUUAUCAAGAAUAGAUGAUGUUCUUGAAGCUGAUUUGUUAGUUCAAAGACAAAUGAUGGCAGAGGCAGAGAGAAGGUCAGAAAGCGAGGGGGGAUAUGAAUACCAAGAAAGCGAAAAGUGGCUAUCAGCAGAAACGCCAAACUCGAGAAAACUAUCAGACUUCAUAGGGUGGAGAUUGUCAUCAGAUACAAAGAAGCAUAGUUCGAUGAGUGAUAUAGAGUUCUUCCAUAGAACUGAGCAGGAGAAGCCGAUGAUGAAAUCUCCAAGAGCUCUACCCAAGAAACUUUCAUAUCUAUCAAAGUUAGAGAACAUGAGAAGCACGAGUGAGAGACACUGAUAGUGAAAACAGGUACGUGUAGACGAGAGCAAUAUGUAUAUAGAAGAAGAAAAAA
This is a messenger RNA of Brassica oleracea var. oleracea, 1693 nucleotides long. RefSeq names its product rop guanine nucleotide exchange factor 10. The record is from RefSeq and is a predicted model, not a curated record. Gene Ontology annotation, molecular function: guanyl-nucleotide exchange factor activity. NCBI's taxonomy places the organism in Eukaryota, Viridiplantae, Streptophyta, Magnoliopsida, Brassicales, Brassicaceae. Bases 97 to 1638 code for a protein of 513 amino acids. The transcript is spliced from 7 exons.